Colletes gigas is the source of this 11456-nucleotide messenger RNA. It is a transcript of the gene rno, whose product is annotated as PHD finger protein rhinoceros. Gene Ontology annotation, biological process: regulation of transcription by RNA polymerase II. Lineage: Eukaryota; Metazoa; Arthropoda; Insecta; Hymenoptera; Colletidae. The record is from RefSeq and is a predicted model, not a curated record.
UCUCCGCCCGAUCUUCUUCUAGACGUCUAUUCUCGACCGCGAGUCUCGACUUCCACGUGUCGAGUCAUCGAAAGUCUUACGGCGAUCCUUCACGGUCGAGCCUCGGCGCCGCUCGAGCGUCGCCGCGGAGUAACUCCGUCGCAAUGUUUACAUGCCACCCGCCACGGCGACCAGUUUAUCGAAGAUCCUUGUGUUUUUUCAACUACUCUGGGCCUUAUAACGUUACGGAUAAACGAUUUCAUUUCAAUUAUAACUCUUCCUGCUGGACUGCCCCAUUUAUAACCUCUCCGCGGCGGCCAUCGAGGAUCAACGGCCGCAGACCCCCUGCAAUACAAUCGGUCUAUACCAUCAACCCUUUUGUCCGAUUUCUCCGAGAGGAAUCCGCUUUCUAGAUAAUAAAUACAUGGACGACUAUGUAGGUGCGCACGGCUCACCUGCACGUGCCACGUACUGCUAGCUCACUUGGUAUAGUAGAAUGGCACAGCGAGGCAAACGCAUAAACAGAAACGACAAUGAUUUGGCGUCUUGCCCAGGCGCAAUCAAAAGGCGCAAAUGUAGGCUGGGUCCAGCGACGGGUUCGUCGUCGCUGGCAGCUACCAUGGGGCCCUCAGAAGAGGAGGAGACGAUGGCGUCGUCCAGUCAAGGAGGGGCAUCCUGGACCCCCAGACCUCUUAGUGAUAUCAAAAUCUCUAGUAUAUACAAUCGCUCCUCUGCUGAGGCUCCUGCAGAAUUGUUUCGUAAGGAUUUGAUCAGCGCAAUGAAAUUACCUGACAGCGAGCCACUAAGUCCCAAUGAAUAUUGGGUUAUUACUGAUCAGUGGAAGCAAGAAUGGGAGAGAGGUGUUCAAGUACCUGUCAACCCAGAUUCCCUUCCUGAACCAACAGUCACUAUUACACAGGCAGCACCCGUUAAACAGCACAGUGAAUUCAAACUACCUAAGAAAUUCGUAAGGAUAUCUCGCGAUGAUUACUUCAGUUCGGAAGACCAUCAUUUAAGCACAACACCGGCACGGGCAGAGAAAGCUUGUGCUUAUGAUCUUGAUGAUACUGAUAUUGCUUGGUUGGAUGUAUUAAACGGCGAACGUGCACAGUCUGGUCAGUUGCCAAUCACGGAAUCACAACUGGAACGUGUAAUAGAGGAACUGGAAGUUCGUUGUUGGGAAAGAAUACAAACUAUUGUAAAAAAUGAGGAAGGUCUAGGUAUCGAGUAUGACGAGAAUGUAAUCUGUGACGUCUGUAGAUCUCCUGACUCUGAGGAGGGGAAUGAAAUGGUAUUUUGCGAUUGCUGCAACAUAUGCGUGCAUCAAGCGUGUUAUGGAAUUACUUCGAUACCAGAUGGUUCCUGGCUAUGCAGAACUUGUUCUUUAAGUCAACGACCAGAUUGUGUUCUGUGUCCUAACAAAGGUGGUGCUAUGAAGUGUACUCGCAGUGGUCAAAAGUGGGCUCAUGUGUCUUGUGCUUUGUGGAUCCCGGAAGUUAGCAUCGGAUGUGUCGAAAGAAUGGAACCUAUUACUAAAAUAUCCAGCAUUCCGCAAAGUCGAUGGGCCCUGAUAUGUGUAUUGUGCCGAGAAAGGGUCGGUGCUUGCAUCCAGUGCAGUAUAAAGACAUGUAAGACGGCUUAUCACGUGACGUGUGCCUUCAAGUAUGGCUUGGAAAUGAAGGCAAUCAUCGAAGAUGAAAUGGCCGACGAUGGAGUAAAACUAAGGUCCUACUGCCAGAAACAUAGUAGAACAAAUACAAAAGAUAAAGUUCAAGGCGCAGGAGGCAGUAUAGGAAGCGGGGCUGACAAGGCAGGCUCAGACUCUGAAGAUGCAGAAUCCAGAAGGCGCAAGAGGAAAGAUAUGACUUCCGAGGAGAAAAAUCAAGCUCGUGCUGCGAAAUUGCAAGAAAUCGAAGCAGAAUUUGACAAACAUGUGAGUUUGAAGGAUAUUGCUUCACAGCAGUUAGACGUAGAUCCUGAAGGCAUCAUCUACAUUUAUAAUUAUUGGAAACUUAAAAGAAGAGCUGGCCAUAACAAGCCGCUGUUGGCCCCACGUUGUGGAGAACUUUCGGGUAGCGGAUCGCGUAAUCAGGGACAAGCUGCGGAUCUUGAGAAAAUGAGGACGUUCGUUCAAUUGCGCCAAGAUUUGGAGAGGGUUCGAAAUCUGUGUUACAUGGUCGGCAGAAGGGAAAAACUCUGUCGAUCUUUCCUCAGAUUACGAGAACAAACCUUUCAUAAGCAAGCCUUGGUAAUGUCCGGUCCGCCCUUAUCGCCAGCUGCGGCCGCAGCUGUAAUGGAAGCCAAUCACGGACCAUCGAUCUACGAUCGACUGUAUUCUCAUCCCGACUCGGAGGAUCACACACACGACUUUGACACGAUCGUUGCUAGAAUCGCUGGUAUAGAUUCGUCGACCAGCGACGAGAAGAAGACGCAACAGCAGCAACAACAACAACAACCGCAACAGCAGCAGCAACAAGACUUUAAUGGUGCCUCUAGUAAAAAAUUGUACUUCAACGGCUCCGUCCGAAGAAAGAACCUCUACGGUAGUGAUUUAUCGUCUAUCAGUAGCAGCGAGACAGACGCGACGAAGACGAAAAUAUCGGAAAAGUCGAAGAAUUUGAAGCUAGAGAGUGAAUCAAGCACGGAAGAGGAAACGAACGUUUCGUCGAAAACAAAGUUGUCGCGUAGAAAAAUUAAAAAGACUGCUCAACAAGUAGAUAAGUUGCACGCAACGCUUAAAGAAAAAAGUGAAAACGAGAAGCUAGUGAACAGUAGAUCGCACACGCUUCAGCACAUGGAGAAAGAGUUGGGAAGCGCUUCCGGCAGCGAAAGCGACGAAUUGCUUCCGCUCAGUGCCGGGGCGACGAAACACGUUGUUGCGUCUGCCAUUUAUUCAGACACCGACUCCGAUUCUCAGGAACACGCGUCUCAUUCAGCAGUGCUGAUUACGAAAGCAGCCGUCAAGGAAUUUUCCGCGGCGAAUUUGUCGAAAAAUUCGCAAAAGGGUUUCGGUAAAGAUUCCAGGCAUACGGAAUCAACGUAUCACAAUACAGGAACGAAAAAUAAAGAGAAUCAAAGUAAAGGUGGCGCUAAAAAGAAAGAGUAUAUACCAUCCGCGUUAAUUGUACCGCAAAGACAGGCUGCGAAAAAAGCAUCGGAGAUUAUGCAACGUACGCAACAAACCAAGAAAGACAAUUCAGUACCGGAAUCUACGCCAGAAGCAAUCAAGUCUCCCGUGGAGGAACUUCCGAAAUGUUCUUCGAAGCAAUCAAAAGACAAAAGUCCUAGCAAGAAACAGAGAGAAAACAAACCGUCGAAGGAGCCGAAAAAUAACGAUGUGUACGAUUUUGAUAAAGAAUUCGGAGAUGGGACGGAGAUAUUGGCGUACGUGCCGCAAAGGCAGGCUGCGAAAAAAGCUGCGGAACAUAUAAAAAGCGGUAUGGGCACUAAACCUCCCCAGCAAAUCGAACAAGAAACUUUUGAUGGUCGGUCGAAAAAGGAGUCUCCGGAGAGUGGUAAAAGAAAGGAACCCAGGAAGGAAGAUUCUUCCAGGAAAGAAGAGAUUUCUUCGAGGAAGGAAGAAACUUCCUCCCCGUCGUCAUCGUCUUCGUGCUAUUCUUCGUCCUCUUCGUCCUCUUCUUCGUCUUGUUCCUCCUCUUCCUCGUCGUCGUCUCGAAAGGACGUUUCUUCCGGCAAAGAAGAAUUAGUUGCGAAGAAGGAAGAAUCCUCGAUCAGGAAGGAAGAAGUUCUAUCGAAGGACAAUCGUUCUAGAAGACCUAGGAAACCGAGCGAGCGAAAGUCGGUGCUCUCGAGUAACAGCGAUAGUAACAGUAGUAGUAACAGUUGUAGUAGUUCCACUGGAAGCAGCAGCGAUUCCGAGAGUCCAAGACGUAGGAGGCUCUCGAACGAGCUUAAAGACGCUUCUGCUUCCACUACUUCUUCCGAGAGCGAAGCUGGUAACAGAAUAAAAACUAAAGCUACAACUGCGACAAUUACUGCCACCACUAUGAAUAGAAAGCAACAUUCAAAUAAAACGUCACCAGAACGCGAAGCUGACAGGAAACCAAUCUCAGGGCGGAAACUCAAGAAGCUGCCUGAGAAGAAGCUUAAAACUUCCGACGGGCGGCGGGGACCAGAGUUUCAGCCGCCUUCUGAGAGAGAGGAACCUCGUAGAACCUCCAAAGAUCAGCAGCACCAGCAACAGCAACAGCAACAAAACAAAAAACAACAACAGCAACAGCCGGAGGCAACUGUCAAGAAGCAGGAUCAAAGAGACAACAAAAAGCAACAACCAGCAGCAGGAACGGAGACUAAUGAGGAUCUGCUCGUUGGGUCUGGAGAUUAUGAUGGGUCGAGAGGUGUUUCUGGGACCAGACCUACCAAAAAGUCGAGUCAAGCUACCAAACAACAACAACAACAAUCCGUACCUAGAAAAGAGGAUAACAAGAACAAGUCUGAGGGUAGAAAACGAAAACCGAACGAAUCUGUUGCGAAGGAUGAAAAGAAAGAAACGAUCAAGAAGCCAGAGAAACGGUUGAACGAGAAACAGUCUGUCAAGGAGGCCGAGAAAAAGGACGAAGAGGAAAGUAGGAAGGACGAAGUGAAGGUUAUCAACGUAGAGAAGAGCAACGAAUGCACGGAGAGUUCCUCGAAGAACGACGAAAAGAAAGUUAAGAAACUCGUGGGUAAAGACGCGAUCAACAUUUUGGAAGAGGAGAUGAAACAACGCAGAGCGGAGAGAGACAGCCCGAAGAAAUCGUCGAGAGGUUUGGACAAGCUUUUGGAAAAACGGGAACACCUGGAUAAGAUGUCCAAGAAUAAGAAUUCGGAUGUGAAAUUGGAGAAGUCUGUUUACGAGGAAGAGAAGGAGGAGAAAGAGCCUGUGGAAGAAAUUCAACAGGCAACGGAAAGUAUAAAGAACGAAGAUCGCAAAAUCUAUGUUAACAACGAGGAUGACACGGCCAUCGAGAAACCGAAAGCGGAGGAGCAAUUGGAGGAAGAGUUGAUAAAGACGGAUGUUACCGAGGUGCCGCAUCUGGAAAAGAAGAAGACGGAUAGAAGCCUGGAAAACACCAUCGAUACGCAGAGUAUGGAGAUCAAUGUGCCCGCGGAGGAGAAUUUUCAGAAAGAAAUCAUCGAGCAAGAUGCCGUCAAGUCGGUCGUGGAGAAAGUUGACAAUUCGGAAAAGGAGCAUCAGAAGAGACGGAAGUCCUCGAAUCGAUCUAUCUUCUCGCCGCAGCAUGGCAAGGAUCCAAGCGUGUCGGAACUGUUCGAUUUCGAUCAGGAUAUGCUUACGGAAGAAAUGGUGAACGAAGACGGAUUCGGUAUAUCGAGAGAUCCGGAAGAGCGCGCCGCCCCGUUGAGUUUCUCUUUCAACAACGAGCUGUGGUUCAAAGAGGACUCGAAGGAGGACAGCGCGAGAGAAACCCUGCAUCUCGUCGAGAAAUUGCGUAUGGAGCUCUCGAAGAAAUCAAAUUCUAGUCAGUUCGAGUUAGAGACAGUACCUGUAGAUGGCGAGAUAAAGAAGGAAGAACUACCGGCAGAGAAGGUUGCUUUCGAGCAACAACAGUUGCAGCAACAGCAACAUCUGCAACAACACAAUCAGCAACUAGAGAAAGAGACGAAGAUCCUCGAGCCUACGAAACUAAUAUUGGACGCGAAGAACAACGUUGAGAUGCCUGUCGAGGAGGUAGCUAUCAACGAAGUCCGUUCCGGUAGCUGUAAAGACACGAUCGAGGAGAAGAGGAAAACUUGUUACACGAGCAGCAACGACAGAUACACGGUGUACGAGGAGGAUCGCGAGGCGAACAAGGUCAGCCUGGUGGAACGAUCGAAGCUGGACCGCGCCGAGACCGACGAAAGAUGGGUACCGCCGAGCAUCAACAGUUUCGAAGCCAGCGACGUGCAACACUUGAACGCUUUAAUGGAGACGCAGAAUCAUCGAUACGGCAACCAUCAGUUUCCCAACGAGACUGUUCAGGAAAACGAAUCUCUCGCGCGUUCCCAUCUAAACGCGGCGGCGGCGAGUCUGCAGGAACAGUAUCUUCUGCAGCAGCCGCACACGCUGCUUCACGGUCAGCAGGAAUCGCACGAAAGGACGAUUCUCGAUCAGCAGCUCCCCGAGGAGAACCCUAUGGAAAUGGUGAACAGGCAUCUGAUCGGUUUGCCGGCUUCGGAGGACGACCAAGCAGCCGAAAUGAUGGACAGAGUGCUCGAUAAAGACGACGACGUCGUCAGGCAGCAGGAAUACGAUCAAAAUUCUCCGUACAACGACGUAAACGGUCGGCCGGACACCAGGUGGGCGGAAAGUCAGGUCCUCCCGUCCCGUAGAUCCACAUCUUCGUCGAUCACUUCCGCCUCUUCCGCGGAUGAUCAUUCCAUUCCACCGUACAAGAACGUUCCGAGCAUUUCGUUUCCACCGUGUUCGAUGGAACCGACGUAUUAUACGGACGCGAGUUACGGUACCGGUCCGGUGUCCUUGUUUCCGCCUCAAUCAUGCGCGGCUCCGUUGCCGUACCCCUCGCCAGGACCGGCGCUUUUUCCGCCCGCGUUCGGGGCUGCUUUUCCAGCAACGCAAUCGCUGUUGCCGCACGUGAAGCCGCUCGACGACUCGAUGAACCUGCAAGCCUCACCGUGCACCGCGGCGUUCACGUCUUCCUCGCACAAUAUGGCGCUCACCGCGGCUAUGGUAUCACCUACGAAAAUAGCUACACCGCCGCCGCCACCUCCUCCGCCACCGCCGCAGGUCGUCGUCCCACCCGUCGAUACGAUCGACCGGGCGCAGCAACAACCGCAAACGCAAGUCACCGACUCGCCGUCCUUGCCCAUGAACUUCUUGAACGCCGUCGCGCCGGACAGUCACGUUAACGAUCCGAUCGUCGAGAACCUUCAGGAGGUUAUAACCGACAGCAAAACACAACACUCCGGAAAGAAAUCGCCUUCCAAGCCUACCAGGACCUCCGCCCGGGUGACUUCGCUGCAAGGAAAGUCGCCCGGGAAGUCUCCGAGGCAAGAGUCUCAGAAGAGCGUACCUGGGGCACGUGGCCGGGGCAGGGGGGCCAAGAAUUCAGCACAGCACUCUGGUUAUAGGGGACGUGGUCGCGGACGAGGCAGAGGACGCGGUAGAAGCGGACAGAACGCGGGACUGUCGUUGGUCUCUGGUGCGGCUGUCGGCCAACACGACGACUCUAUCCAGAACAAGCUGGUGGGAACGGUGUACGAUUUCGAUUCCGACGAGGAUUCGACCAGCGAAGCGAACAUCGCCGAUCUGCGCACCAUGAGGGAACGGAAGAAGUCGACGGACGCUGCUGCCGCGGCUGUCGAGAGGAGAGAUCCCGCGGCUGUGGCUUCGGAGAACGUUCAGUCGAGACUCUCCAGUCCUGGAGGCGCGAGAAAGUACCUGGAUGACAGGAGACUCUCUUGCUCGCCGGGUCACGAUGACUCCACCAUCGUGGAGAGCGAGUCGAACGCCGGGCAAAGCUUCGAUACCGUCCUACCACUUAUCCCUGGCCCCGUCGACAUGAGGACGUACAAUUCCACCCUGGACGCUUCAAGUUCUUCCACGUUGCACGGUCAGACCUACGAGAAUCAUUUCUUGGGCACGUUUACCAGCGUCUCGGCGAGCGAUCCUACUCUUCCGGAUAUCGAGGAAGACCUGGAGAAGGAGCUGAGGUCCGCGUUGAUAGGGAAACAGGGACAGGAAGACUGCUCGAAGCCGAGCUUCGACGCGAGCAUCGACGCCUCGUCCUCCGGCUUCGUCGACGCCAACAAGGUCUCGUUAACGGAUUCGAGGAAUCAGCUGAAGGUCAAGAUCAAAGGUCCGUUCUUGGACGCGAAUUACGUUCCGGCCUCGUCGGUGCCGCCGCUCGCUCAACAAGCGCCUGUGAUCAUCGCCCCGGCUGCCACCAGUGCUUCCGUCGCCUCCGGCACCUCGAAUCUCAGACGAAUGCGAAAGAAGGAGCUGCUCAGACAGUAUUGUUCUCAGGACAUGAACAUGGACGAACCGGGGUCCGGGAAUUUGGCCACGUCGGCGCCGAUUAUCAUGCCACCGAUCAAUCGUACCGUGAUCACGAUACCGAAGGCGGUCGCAUCGAUGACCAGCAUACCCACCAGAGAAGACUACAAGGCGGUCGUGGACGCGAACAUGGAGAAAAAGAGGAGAAAAGAAAGACCGGCAGGGUUCCUGGACGCGACCGAGGAGGAGGGAACCGGAGAGAGGCGGCGAGGCAGUGCUACCAACGGUGCUAGCUCCAGCAGCAACGCCACGGUCGGGAACACCGAUCGUCGAAGAGGCAGGCAGAGCAGCGGCGGUAGAUCGACGACCACGACGUCGACCACCACGACCAACAGCGGUCCGCCGAAGCUGAAGAUCAAGAUCGGUAACAGCAUAAUGGGUGGUCAAGAGAGCGGCCAGGACGACAGAACCAGGAUCAGACCGCCUAAGAAACGGCUGAGCAGCAUCCCUAGUAGCACGCCGAGCAUAGAGGAGUUGCGUAGGGAGAGCAUGAAGUUCAGACGCAUGAUCAUGGCUGGUUUCGACAACGACGAGAAACUCCGGGCGAAGAGCAAGAAGGAUAAGAACGGUAAACGGAAGAAACGGCAGUCGAGCAGGAAGGAGGCCAGAGUGCGUAUCCUCGAGGGUGGAGCCGCCCCGCCGAAAUUGAUCAUCAGAUUAGGGAAAGGGAACGAUUCACCGGACGAGCUACCGAUCUUGGUCACGGACGAGGAGGAGGAGGAGAAAGAGGAACGCCAUCCGACCGACAGCAGAGUCGGACCACCGCCGCCAGAACCGGUCAAGGACGAGACCGUUUACCCGGCGGUGGUUGCCACCAUCGAGGAGAAGCAACCUACCGAUCCCGACACUGGCGGCAGCGCGCCUAGGAAUGUUCGUUCGGCUAAGGUCACGCCGAUCAGGUUAAAAUUAACACGGUGCCAGGAGGGCUACGAACUGAAGGGCUCGCCGGUCCACGGUGCGGAGACUCUUCUAACAACGGAGAAAUCUCGGAGUUCCGAAACGACCAACGAGGAGACGAGGAACCCACCGGUUAAGAAUCAGGAGGAAGAGUCCUCCAGGGAGGAGGAGGACGAGGAGGAAGAGGAGGAGAGCAAUAGAAAUUCCGUGCAAAGAGACUCCACCGCGUGUCCUGCCGCGACAAGUAUACCGCAGGGAUGCCAAGUUAGGUGAUAAUUAAUGAUACUCGUGGAGUAAUGGAGCAGAGGACACGGUGCUCGUAACGAUAUUUUUACGGUCGAUCGAAAUGGAGUCGUUACAAUAUACGUUUGCCGGUUGCUAGCCGUGAAAACGCGUUGCCGUGAUAAGGUGGAAAAGCGUUCCGCAAGAUAAUCCAGUACUUGGUCAAGAAAUUGAUCGCGUAAAAAGGCCCAAUAUCUUGAGACAGGAAAUAGUUAGGGGUGUGUGGGUACUCGACAACGUCCGGUCAACUAGUGUCGGGUAUUUUGAUUGGAAUUGAGUCGGAAUUCCAAAAUCUUCUUGCCACGGAAGCAAAACACCGUAUUACGAAAGUAUUCGAACGAUUAUAGAGACAAAAUUGUAAUGAACAGAAUAUGUAAGUUACGCUUGAAGAUUUCAAGAUAUUAUCACUAGCGAUAGAACGCAACUAUCAGGGUUAUUUUGAAAAAACAAUGAUUUAAACGCCACAGGGAUCUCUCCUUGGCCCAUUAUUAUUUUAUCAAUGAUUUACAUACAAGAAUUUAGUAUCCGUGGCCCCGUAAAUCGUAUUCUUGCUUUAAACAAUACACAAUUUUAAUGUAGGAACAAUGUAUGUCAAUGUAUGUCCUUGUAAAAAAGGAUAUUUACAGUUAAAUUGCAUUAUUCGAUGAUAAUAAUAAUCUCGAACAACAUACGUGGCAUGAAAUUUUCGAAGUCCCGUCACGAUCUUCAAAUACUAGCGAGUUCGGGUACCCAUAAGCCUCUAAUAAGUAUUACUUCACGUUACAGAUAAUUCAGUUUUACUUGAAAAAUCCAGAAAAACCGCGUACCGCAAGAAAUCGAUGGAUCGAAAGUAUGAAAUCUUAAAACACGAAAUAUUAAAAUGGAUAACAGUCGAUAUGUCGAGGAAUAUAAAUUUUGUGAACGAUGCCCGCUAAAGCCUACGAUAUAUGGACAUCUUUUUGAUACGGUAUCUUUUAUGAUUUUGCGCAAGUUCGCACGAAAUCGUAACGAAAGAACUAUUUGUACUACGCUCGUUGGUAAUAUCUACAAAUUUUUUAUUCUUUCUUUUUUUCUUUCUUUUUGUUUUUUUUAUCGUCGUACACGUAAAGAAUCAUUAUUUUUCUUUUGUAUUAUUAGCGAACGACUUUUAUGUAGACUUCACCUUCUCACGGCGACAGAAACGCGAAACGAACGCUCAUUUCGAUGAGAAGAACAAGGUGAUAGCAACUUCUAAGAUGUAUACUCGUUUUCGACUCGCUUCAAACGGACAUUAUUCGACGUUAACGAAGAACCUAUGCUCCUCGAGGAAUCCGGUUUUAUUCUUAACAAAUACUCGAGAUGAAACGGGCGUGCCAUUUCGCGGCGACGACGACGAAAUGUCUAUGUUUUUCCUUGCGAAAAGAACAGACGAAGAACCGAUCGAGGCUGUUGACGAAGAUUUCCAGUGAAUCCGCCACGAAUUCAUCAGCCUGGCGUUUGCAAAACUUCACUUCAUUUGUCUUGUUUAUAAAAUUUUUUUUAAAGAGAUUGCGCGCGUGUUUGCUGCGUCUUGCGUGUGUGAGAGUGUGAAUGUGUUACGCGUGACAGGGAAUGAGAAACUAAACGAUCAAAAUGACACGUUAGGCGUGGAGAAUUCUUGUGACAACUUCGUACACGGCCUCGUAAACUACCUUCGCAGUAAGAACUAGUUAAUUGUACAUACUUGUAAUUUACGAUUGUAUUUAGUUUAAGUGGAUGAGACAAGAGAGUGAAGCGGAUGAGAGAAUGGGAGACUGAGAGAACGAACGCGUGAAAGAGAGAACUUUUGUAAUCAGUGCGAAGCUUACGUGAUGGCUGUGUUUUACCACGCGGUCCGAUCUUCCAGGCAAUCCUGGGCCGCGCAGAAAUGUUCGGUAACCCCCCAAAUCGCUGGAUCGCUCGAGUGUCCCAACCCCCCAACCCCCCUAAAAAAAAACCCCUAAACGGGGCGGUCGUUCGACAUUUUUACGUAGAGAGAAAUUAGCAUUAAACAAGACGGGCAGAGCGAACGUGUACUUCGGGCGAAGAAAUCCGAAGAAAAUGUAAUUAAUUAUCGUCUCGAGGACAAUCCAGCUGCCUAGCAGCCUUUUUCAUUCAAGUAAAGAAUCAAGUAAACAAUCGUAUAGUCUGUCCCGAUAGUUGCCCAAAAUUACGCAGUUGCCCAUAGAGAUAUAGGAUAUACACGCGUAGGCGUAUCGCGUUCAUCGUUCGAUCAAAGCAAAUUCGUAAGAACCGUUUAACGCCGCACGCAUUCAUCAUUGUUUUUUACAAGCUCAUUUGAUAUUAU